AUGGAUAAGGGUGGCGAGUCGGACUUUGGGAGCAUCCUCAACUGGCGGGAUCUGGGCUCCACCCCCGGCACGCGCGUCGCGCCCGGCCGCGUCUUCCGCACCGCGACGCCCGGCAGAUCCAGCGAGGAGGACGCGGCGACCAUCGUCGGUCUCGGCGUCGCCAGACUCCUGGACCUCAGAUCGUUGGACGAGUUCGAGCCAUCGCCCGGCGCCCUCCAGUCGCGGUUCCAACUUCGGUCUUUCACCAGGCCCGCCGACGCCGCCGAUCCAUCGACCGGCGCGGCGUCCACCUCGACCGCCAUCGCCGCCUUUCGCGCGUCCAUCCUGGACGACGUCGACGCCGGAAGGGCGGUCAGGUACCACGCGCCCCUCCUGGACUACGACAGAUACUACCGGUCAAUCUACGAACGCAUGGAGGGUGUAGAGCGCGUCAAAGCCGCGGUGUACGCCGUGCAGGCUAAACUGUACGACGACACGAACCAGCGCAGGCUGUUCGUGCGCAAGGUGAACGCCGGGGGCUUGACGCUGCUGAACGAGGUCAUGGUGGACGGCAGCGGGCCAGAGAUUGCGGCUGCGCUCUGCGUGCUCUCCGCGACGACGCCAGGCGGCGCCACCGCGUUUUACUGCAAGGCUGGCAAGGACCGGACGGGCCUCGUCGCGGCGCUGGCGUUGCACUGCUGCGGCGCGAGCGACGACGCGAUCGUGGCGGACUACACGCGGAGCCAGGGGAGCGGUAAGGCGGCGCUGGGCGGCGGAAAGACGGAAGGGGACGGGACGGCGAUUGACUAUUCUAGAUUCCACGGCGCUCCCGAGACGAUCAUGCGCGACACGCUGAGUUACAUCAGACGCGGGUACGGGUCCGUGGAGGGAUACCUGGACCGCGUGGGUUUCGACGCGGACGCGAGGCGGACGCUGGCGAGGGCGCUUUGCGAGUAG
Messenger RNA from Micromonas commoda, 936 nucleotides. RefSeq lists its product with no specific name. Gene Ontology annotation, molecular function: phosphoprotein phosphatase activity. The transcript has a single exon. The record is from RefSeq and is a predicted model, not a curated record. Bases 1 to 936 code for a protein of 311 amino acids. Lineage: Eukaryota; Viridiplantae; Chlorophyta; Mamiellophyceae; Mamiellales; Mamiellaceae.